Symbiodinium sp. CCMP2592 is the source of this 3639-nucleotide messenger RNA. The record is from the annotation of a GenBank genome assembly. NCBI's taxonomy places the organism in Eukaryota, Dinophyceae, Suessiales, Symbiodiniaceae.
AUGAAAGGAGGAAAGAGUGGUUUCGGCCACUGGAACUUCAUGAAAGGAAAAGGGAAAUCAGGAAAAGGAAUGAAAGGAAACUUCAAAGGAUCAGGAAAAGGAAAAGGAGGAAAGGAAGGAUAUGGAAAGAAAGGAACUUCGGGUUCAGGAAAGACGGGAGCAAUCACAUGUUGGACGUGCGGCCAAAUUGGCCACACUUCGAGAGAGUGUCCGCAUCAGUAUCGUGUUUCCGCGGUAGAUGAGACUUCAGGUGAUUGGAAUGCAGAUUGGACAGGAGAGUAUGACGCAGGGCAUGACUUCGGUGAUGCCUGGGAUGCCUCAUGGGAUGAUGCUUCGUGGAUCGGUGCAAUUGAUGACUUCACAUGGCAGGUUGAUGCAUGGGAUGAUGGAUCGUGGUGGACUUCUGCUUGGAAUGAGGAUCCUUGGGCUUACGACCCGACUUCCUUCUCUCAAGCCUCCCAACCAGCCACCUCAAGCGAAACUUCAAACCAAGCGCCGGUACCACCAGCAGCGACGCAGACUUCAGCAACUUCGGCUGACAAGGUUUCGGCUGUUACCUUCGGUGAGCCUCCAGGCCUUUCACUUCCCGACAAAACUUCGAAAGCCAAAGCCUCACCCAAGCCGAAAGCCUCAACAGCCUCAGGACUUCUGCUUGCUGCGGCUGAGAGCACGGUGUCAGCGUUCAAGCCUGUGUACUACCACGCUGAUCGUUGGCACUUCGAUCCCGCAAGAAACGUUCUUGUGCGGUAUCACAAGCGCCCUCGCAAAAAUCUGUUUGUGCCAAGCGGCACUUCAGAUAGACCAGUGGCGCUGAACAAGCUUGCUCAAGAGCGGAAAACCUUCGUGGUUGAUGCUCAAGGAAAUGAGAAGGAGCUUACGGACAACUGGGUCACUUCAGAUGAGCCCACGCGAGCGCUGGAUCACUUCUGGAAAGGAAGAACGGAGUUUAAACUUACAACUCCUCCGAACCAGCGCCCGCCGACGAGACUUCUUCAGAAGAGGUCACUUCUCACUCCGCCGGCCCACGAGGAUCCGAAAGCUUCUCCUCCAGUUGAGCAAGCGCGCACUUCUCGCGCCCCUGUUGCGACAGAGUCUUUCAGACCAGAAACUUCGCUGUAUCCGAAGAGGUCUGAUCUUCAGAAGAGCCUUCGUGAAGCUUCGGAUGGAAAUGAGGCAAGUGUGAGACGCUUUGUGGCAUCUCAACUUCAAGAGCCAGAUCCAAGCACAGGCCUUCCGUAUGAACAUGACUUCUGGUUGGACACACCGUUGAUGUGGAUUCGCUUCCACUUCGUUCCGCGUAGCACGUUGUUUGUUCCCAACGAGGAGGAACUUCAAGGUGGCCCUGAUGUCACCCAGCUUGGUCGUGAGCGCAUGACUUGCUUGUGCACUUCGGAAGGUGACCAGUGGCGCGAAGAUAAUUGGGACUUCGAAAGCGAAGCCUCCAAGAGAGAGGUUGGCUUCACUUUCACAGGAGCUACGUGUUUCGCCAAGCCGGAGGAAGAGGUCGUUGAGCCACUUCCCGUUCCGGUUGCUGGUGAGGACACCGACGCCAGAGUGCCCAAGAGACUUCCUGCGGAGGAUCAAGUGAGCAAGGAGCUUCUUGACUCGUUGAAAGCGACUCCUUGGGACCCGCGUGGUCGCCAAGAGGAGAGUGCUCACUUCGUUCUUCCAGCCCAGUCUGAAGCUUCGCCUGCCGCAGCGCCUGCAGUCUCAGACCCGCAGGGAGCGCAGGACGCGGCCGGCUCCAGUGCCGACGGCACUUCUGGAAGCAAGCGCAGCGCAGAGGCACCUCCAGAGGAUGCGCCUUCGCAACUUCGGGCCAGGCUGGAACAGUCGCAGGGAGAGAAGCGCGAGAUCUCCGCGGAGGUCCCGGCCAGUGCGACCAAACUUCAGCGAAUCUCUGCGGUGCUUGAGGAUCGCCUGGUUGACACUUCUUGCGUUGCUUCUGUGACCACGCGUGACGGUCUUGAAGUUCCUGUCGAGGUUAACGUUGACCGUGCUGAAGAACUUCAGGCCUUGCGUGCAAGUGAUGCUGUGCAGAAAGAUGUUUCACUUCAAUUCGUUUGCUUUAAAGGACUUCAUGGCCGCCGCCGCUCCUUUGGGCUGCGACUUCGUGCCUCACUUCGUUGCCGCCAUGGCUUCUGCUUGGGUUUCUUACUUCUGGCUGGGUUCUUGGCAACUUCGCUUUGGUAUUCGUUUCUGCAUGGAUGGUUUGCGAACUUCACACCGGAUUGUGCCCACUUCGGUUGGGACAUGGAAUUUUUCACUUCAUACCGGAUUGUGCCCACUUCUGUUGGGACGUGGUUUUGGUACAGACUUCUUUGCGAUCGACGUCUUCAGUGGUUUGUGUGCUUCUACUUCGGGAAGAUGGCGCCCAAACUUCAGGUUCCGGUGCCAAAGGCAGUGGCCCUCGGACUUCCUCCGGCAGCUUUGCCAGGACCUUCGACUUCGGAGGAGGCCGAGAUGACGCGGGACUUCCGCAACUUCGUGGAGGAGCAUCAGUUCUAUACUCCAGACCCGAACUUCGCAAGAGAUGAGCUUCCUCCGCGACUUCCCACGCGAGCACUUCCUCAGAACACGUGGCUGGAGUUGCGCUACGCCUCGGGUAACUUCGAGACGGUCUGCGGACUUCACCCGGCGCACUUCCAGCAACUUCACAGGGCCGUGGAUGUACUUCGGGUACACUUCUACGGCAAGGAAGCGGCUCGACUUCUCGGGCAUGGCCGAGAUCACCUCGGCUGGAGCCACUUCGCUGGGAUGAGCUACUUCGCCGUGGACAAUGUGUGCUUCACGCACUUCAAGCAUGUCCCUGACUUCUUGGAGUCACUUCGCCAGGGCCGCCAGAUCAGCAAACUUCUGUUGCCUGGGACUUCAGACUUCAGGCUGGUCUACGCGCUACUUCGACUUCAACCUGGCGUGGACAACCCGGUGGUGACGGCACUUCAGUCCGCGGCGCUGUUUCCGGAGCUCUUCGCCCGGAGCACUUCUUAUGUGGCCAACGAGACGGACUUCUGCGUCAACUUCAAGGCAAGCUAUAUCGGCCCGAACUUCGUUGAUGUACUUCCCGAGCCUUCGAUCCGGUUGUGGUUUUGCACUUCCUUGAACUUCAUCCUCACGCGCAUGUCACGAGAUGGAGAUGGCGAACUUCACCUGACUUCGGAUAUGCAGCCAUUCUCCCCGGAUAUGUUGAACUUCGCAUUUUCUCCGAGGUCAGCGGUGUGGCUUGCGUGCUUCGGACUUCAGCUUCUGUUGGAGACUUCCCCAACCGAAGCCAACCGAGUGCUUCAAGGAGGCAUCGGACUUCUGUCCUUCAGGAUGACCUCGAGCGAGAUCUUGAACUUCGUGGAAGGUAACCGCUUCCGCUUCUGGAAUCGGCGGUACAUCGACUACUUCAUCAACGUGCCCGGCGAGCACUUCGUGCUGCGACCUCACCUCCGCACUUCCUUGGCGGUGAUUCGUCUUCCGGGCAACUUCCAACAGUUCUUUGACUUCGCCUGGUCGAAGACUUCGCAUGGCUUCAACCGCUACAUGCACAUCCCGAUGAGGACUUCGGACUUCGCCCGGUUCGAGAACACUUCUGAGGCGGAUUCGUGGGUGAGUCGUGAGCUUGCCGUGCAACUUCUGAGGGCACGCUACUGA